Molecule: messenger RNA, 1343 nt
Organism: Coturnix japonica (Japanese quail)
Lineage: Eukaryota; Metazoa; Chordata; Aves; Galliformes; Phasianidae
Product: lysosomal acid lipase/cholesteryl ester hydrolase-like
Biological process (GO): lipid metabolic process
Molecular function (GO): hydrolase activity, acting on ester bonds
Source: RefSeq, a predicted model, not a curated record
AAGUGCUCAUUGUGUUUGGACUUCCUUUUAUUGGCAUAGGUUUCUGCCAGUGAAUCAUUCUGCUGCUGGAGACAGACCAGGAGCUGCAGCAGAAGACACAAGCAAGGCGGUCAGAGCAGAGCCCAAGAUGUGGUGUCUCCUUGUGCUGCUAUUCUCCCAGGCCGUUGCCUUUUCAGCAGGAUUCACAUCACCCCACACUAUGAAAUCAGAGGAAGGACUUCACAGGAAGCAACGCAACCCUGAAAACCUCAUGAACGUUAGUGAAAUGAUCAGGUAUCAUGGAUACCCAUGUGAGGAGUACGAAGUUACAACGAAAGAUGGAUACAUACUUGGUGUUUUCAGAAUUCCUGGUGGGAGGAACAAGCAUAAUGCAGGACAAAAGCCUGCAGUCUUCCUACAGCAUGCUUUUCUAGGAGAUGCCACCCACUGGAUUUCUAACCUGCCCAACAACAGCCUGGGAUUCCUCCUUGCAGAUGCUGGCUAUGACGUCUGGUUAGGAAACAGCCGAGGGAACACCUGGUCUUUAAAACACAAGACCCUUCAGCCCUCCCAGAAAGAGUUCUGGCAAUUCAGCUUUGAUGAAAUGGGUAAAUAUGAUAUUCCAGCAGAGCUGUACUUCAUCAUGAAUAAAACUGGACAAAAGGAUGUAUACUAUAUUGGUCACUCUGAAGGCACUGCAUCAGGCUUCAUUGCAUUUUCUACAUACCCUGAGCUGGCUAAAAGGGUGAAAGUAUUCUUUGCUCUGGGCCCAGUAACCACUUGCACGUAUGCUAUAGGCCCUUUGAUGAAGUUGGCAAAACUUCCUGCAGCAAUGCUCAGGUUAAUAUUUGGCUGGAAAGGAGCCCUGCACCAGAUUGGAUUUAUGCAAGGACCUGUGACACAGAUGUGUGCAAACAGUGAUAAAUUUUGCGGCAAAGUGCUCUGUUAUAUAGCUGGGGGCGACAUAGAAAAUCUGAACACGAGCCGAAUAGAUGUAUACGUAGGACAUUCACCAGCUGGGACAUCAGCACAGAAUAUUAUUCAUUGGCAUCAGGUAUUUUAUGCAGACCGAUUCCAAGCAUAUGACUAUGGCUCGAAGGAAAAUAUGAAGAAGUACAACCAGACUACUCCUCCUGCAUAUGAGAUAGAGAAGAUAAGCACACCCAUUGCAGUUUGGAGUGGUGGACAAGACAAAUUUGCAGAUUUCAGAGACAUGGCAAAGCUGCUUUCUCGGAUCAAUAAUCUCUGUUACCAUAAGCAUUUUCCUGACUGGGGACAUCUUGAUUUCAUUUGGGGCCAUGAUGCAACUGAGAAAAUGUAUAUGAAAAUCAUUGAGCUACUAAUAAAAUACCUUUGAAACCACA